This is a messenger RNA of Drosophila eugracilis, 4636 nucleotides long. Its product is annotated as D(2) dopamine receptor. Gene Ontology annotation, biological process: adenylate cyclase-activating adrenergic receptor signaling pathway. Gene Ontology annotation, cellular component: membrane. The record is from RefSeq and is a predicted model, not a curated record. Lineage: Eukaryota; Metazoa; Arthropoda; Insecta; Diptera; Drosophilidae. The transcript is spliced from 6 exons. Gene Ontology annotation, molecular function: G protein-coupled receptor activity. Bases 664 to 2580 code for a protein of 638 amino acids.
UCGCUAGCUUUUCAGUUUUUAGUUUUCCUCAAGCGCUCAACCGAGUCGGUUGUCUAUCGGUCUAACGUUCGGAGUCGCACAAAAAUACCGCGUGGGGGUCUUCAAUCAUCCGAAUCCGUAACGGAGAAACCGAAUUGAUCAGCCGCCGGCUUACCUGACCGAUAACGUCAAUUUGAAUUUUUGUGUUCAAGUGUUCUUCGUCACGCGGUUAAAAAUAAAAAAUAAAAUACAACAAAAAAUAAACAAACAAAUAAAAAAAAAAAAAUAUCAAAUAAUAUACAAUGAAAGUGAAUGAGUGGCUGCAGCUGCAUCGUCUCCUUCAACUGCAUUUGUAGUGCACUUAUAAAGUAUCCAAUUAAAUAGGACUCUGGCUCCUCAGACAGCAGUAAUAAUAAUAAAAAAAAUAUAUAUAUACCUGGCAAUAUAAAAAUAAUAACAGCUUUGUGUCAAUAAAACAAUGCGGAAUGUUUUGAUAUGAAAGCGAAGGAGUGCGCAGGAAAGCGAUUGCAUUAAUUAACCGGACGGGAAAAUUCCAAUGCAAUGACCACAGUUGGGCUGUGUUCCUGUUCCACCAACUCUUGGUUUAUGGAUGGAUAUGGAAGGGCUUAGGCUGGCUGCCGGCGGAGAUAGCUCUACUCGAUAGCGAACUCAACCGGCCGAUCCAUGGCUGUCAACUUGCAGCUGAAUAAUUUAAGCGCCAUUUAUCCAUCGCUCAUGUAUGUGGCCGCCUCCGCCUCCUCAUCCUCAUCCUCCCUGCGGGGCUUAGGCUCAGGAUCGAAUGCGGGGAUAUUGCCGGAAAACAUAACCAUCGUUUACGAGGAUGCGACCAAUGGGACAGGAAGUGUUUUUUCCAAUGCUCCCAAUGGAACUUCUGGCAGCGGCGUGGAUGGAGUGGCUCUUACCGAACCCGGACCCACGGCCCCAGUGACCACAUUUAAUUACUACAACGAGUCGGCAGCAGCAGCCGAAUGGGAACAUUUCUACGAUCUGGUUUUAUCCUGGCAGGGCAUUAUACUGAUUGCAGUCUUUGCCACCUUCAUUGUGGUCACCGUCAUCGGGAAUACCCUGGUGAUUCUAGCCAUAUUGACCACUCGCCGCCUGCGCACCAUCACCAAUUGCUUUGUGAUGAGCUUGGCGGUGGCUGACCUUCUUGUCGGGAUCUUCGUUAUGCCUCCUGCCGUCGCCGUCCAUCUCAUAGGUUCGUGGCAACUGGGCUGGGUUCUCUGCGACAUUUGGAUCUCCCUCGACGUGCUACUCUGCACGGCCUCGAUUCUCAGCCUGUGCGCCAUCAGUGUGGACAGAUAUUUGGCCGUGACCAGGCCACUCACGUACUCCCGUAAACGACGCUCGAAAAGAUUGGCCCUAAUCAUGAUCCUAAUCGUCUGGCUGCUGGCCCUGGCCAUCACCUGUCCUCCUAUACUGGGUUGGUACGAGCCAGGACGAAGGGACCUAAGGGAGUGUCGGUAUAACCAAAACGAAGGCUACGUCAUCUUCUCGGCCAUGGGAUCCUUCUUCAUACCAAUGGCAGUCAUGAUUUAUGUGUAUGCAAGAAUUUCCUGUGUCAUUGCAUCCAGGCACGACAAUAUGACCGACAUAAGUGUUCACAACAAGAAAUUCAAACGCUACACGGCGGCGGACGUGGAGAACGAGCUGUCGGAGCAGGAGCAGCACAGUUCGGUUGGCCAGCGCCAAAGACAGGCCACCUCGAGAACCUUCUCCAAUCAGACGAUAGCCAAGGAGCUGCACGACAUGAUGCUGAGCGACAGCGACAAUUGUGCACCAGUAGGUGGUUCAGGAGGAGGAGGAGGAGGGGGAGCAGGAGGAGGAGGUACUGCCGCCACCACUGGAAGCACAGGCACCCAUUGUCAAUCCCUGCUGGCCCUGCCCUCCGGCGGUGGAACAACCUCACUGGGCUGUGCCAAGAACGGGUGCUACGAACUCACACGACCUUCCUCGCUGAAGCGCACUUCCACCGCCUCGACGACCAUUACCACAAUGACAAGUGGCAUGGGUCCGGGCAGUAGUCUCCUGGAUGCCCAGUGGCAAUCCCAGCCGCCGGGUCAUAGUCAGACCCAAACCCAUUCCCUGUCACAGCCACCGCGAACGCAUAGCUUUAGGCAUUCGCACGGGGAUCGGGAUCGGGAUAGGGAGCGGUUAAGGAGCCAUCAUCAUCAUCCUCAUUAUCAUCAUCAGGCGAGUGUGAAUACCACCACAUCGACCAGCGGGAACACGAAUGCCAACACCAACAGCAAAUCGCUGUCCAACCGGAUUACGUCGCUGAAGAAGGAGAACAAGACCACUCAGACCCUGAGCAUUGUGGUGGGUGGCUUCAUUGCCUGUUGGCUGCCCUUCUUCGUCAACUAUCUGAUCACACCGUUUCUGGCCGAGCACCAGGCCAGCCAAAUGCUGGCCAAGGCUCUAACCUGGCUGGGAUGGUUCAAUAGUGCCAUAAACCCCUUCAUCUACGCCUUCUACAGCGUAGACUUCCGGGCGGCCUUCUGGCGCCUCACCUGCAAGCGAUUCUUCAGUGCCGGCCAGAAGCCACAGUUCCCCACGAACACCAUGUCCAUCAGGCGAUAGGGGAGCUCACUCAUAUCAACUAAAAAACAGAAAAAACCCUCUCAACCUUAAACCCUUCAAGCCCUGGAACAAAUUGCCCGCACAUAACAUAUUAUUAACUUAUUCAUUAACUUAAGGCGAGCAGCGACGCGUUGGCGGCGGCGGCAGCGGCGGCGGCAAAAGGUGUGGUCCGUAAUUGCACCCACAGUCCAGUGUGUAAUUGUUCUCUAGUUUCUCGUAUAAUUUAUUUCAUCGUCAGGGUUUUACUUCCGAUUCUGGAUCAUUUUGCCACGUAAGAGACGACCAUGUCGCCCACUACGAAUUCCAUUGGUUUUAGUUGACCUUUUAGAAAUGACAGACUUGGCAUAAGCAGGGCAUAGUUUAGCUUUCCUAAGCUCAAAGGCACUCGAGCGAUUUUAUUUUAGCAAUUUGAAAAAUUAAGAAAGAAUUAUUAAGCAUUUAAGUUCUUUUUGGGAUUUCAAAUCACCUUUGGUCUUAGUUUAACCAAACUAAUUUAGCAGUAAAAAUUGUAGAUCAAAAGCUAACUUCAAGUAGUGAGUUAUGGAGCCUUCCUUUAUCUCCAAUCCAAAAUUAACUUGUCCAAGUUUGACUUACGGAAGUUGGACUGUAAAAAGAUUGCAAUAUAUGCGAAUGCAGGGCCACGAUUUCAAGGUAUUUCUGCAGAAAGGAAUUUUGCAUACGAAAAACCAAGGGAAAAUCUGAUACGCGGCGGCACGUAUCGAUUUAGUAAUUUCCGCGCGACUUUUCCGCUCAGCGGGCGGCGCCUCUAAAAUGGCAACAUUGCCAUGGAUGUUGGACUUAUAUUUGUUUUCUUUUUUUUUUUUGUGUGUGUGGGCCAAGCAAAGACAGCCGACAGGAGGCGACUUGGCCAUUUGGCACUGAGACAGUUUAGAUGGAUGAGAAAACUUGUUUAUAUGGCUCACCGAAAUUGCGCACAUUGGUCGUGCUCCAAAAUUCAGCCGCGGCGUGCUUGUGGGGCGGUUACCUUUUCGUUGGCGACCCCGACCGAUGUCCAACCGAGUUCCGCAUUCUCUUUGCCAAUUUACGAUGCACUUCCUCCCUAUGGCACAUGAAUUUAGGGCUGGCAUAUAUCGGUAUAUAACUGUCUAUAUAUGAUAACUGAUAUCAAAACAUCAUAAACUAUAGACCAGAGAUACGAAUCGAAUGAUUUACAUGACUAGAAGGUACUGAAAUCAGUGGAAUCUAGUGGGUGGAUCAGGUCGAGAAGUAGCUUUAAUCAGCUUUAUCGGAAUGCCAGUUAAAAAAAAAAAAAAAACAGUUACUGUGAUUUAGUUUAUAGUUGAAGGCGGCUGGAACUUCAAGAGUUUUCCUUUAGUCUUAAAAAAAAAUUGAAAUAUAAAUAGGCGUGCCUGUGUGAUUGAGUGACUGAGAGUAGGUGUGAAUGAGGUAUAAUUGUGUAUAAUUUAAGGCAUAAUUUAUUCAGGCCAUCAAACAGCUUAGCUAACCCUUUUCUUAGUAGGACUAAAUUCCGUGUUGUACCAAGCAAUCUACUUUUUCUAACUCCAUCCAUUUAGCCGGCGGUGAUGUGAUGUGAAGUCAUCAUCAAUGCAAUCAAGCAAUGCUACGACAUAGAGAUUAAGUCACACACGAACGCUCAUCAGCAUAUGUAUAAUGUACUGUAGCUCAGCUCAUCUCAUAUCCUCCUAUAUAACCUGGGAAACUCGUCACAUCCCUUCAAUCCUUCUGAAUUUCGAAAUUUCAGCAACUCACAUGUCAGGCCUAACAAGUCAAACAGAUGCUCUGGGAUGGAGAGGGCUUCCGACCCGUCGAAAAAACGCAAAGCAAACACGGCGGAUGAAGCUCAUCAUCGCACGCCCGUCUAUCAUCACGCAUCUCACUCUCAUUCCGGCUGAUAUAUCAUAUACAUAAUCCAGCAUAAUCUGCAUAUAUAUAUUAUACAAAUAUGUAUAUUUAGAUAUAUAUUAAUAGUUGUGUAUGUGUAACGAACAGACAAUUUUUGUGUGGAAGAACCGAACAAAUAAAUAGACAAUUCGAAAAGACAAAAACUCCCAAAACAGCCAGAGAUUGUUUUUUA